Messenger RNA from Caenorhabditis briggsae, 339 nucleotides. Lineage: Eukaryota; Metazoa; Nematoda; Chromadorea; Rhabditida; Rhabditidae. The record is from RefSeq and is a predicted model, not a curated record. The transcript has 2 exons. The coding region runs from base 1 to 339 and encodes 112 amino acids.
AUGAGCCAUAACUAUGAAUCCGCCACCACGUCUUCUCACACUUCAAGCACUACUAAAAAGAUCGCCAACGCGAUUGCCGAACUAGUCAGUCGUCGAUCCUCUCCGUCGAUUCGUCGAAAAACCGAAGCCGACGUUUUGAAUAACUCUGCACGUGGACGAAAGGUGUCGGCUCCUGGAAAUCUGCAGCACGCUCUAGUGCCGUGCAUCGAUGUAGUUGUGGCGACGGGUGCACUUGCCAGCUCAUCGGUUGAGAAUAUUUCAGCAUCGACGAGCAGAGAUUCAGGACCAACAGCAAAUUUUGUAGUUCUUAUUGAGUUGGCAUUUUUAAGAAUGGAUUAG